GUGCGCAUCUUGCAGGGUGUGUGACGCAGGUAGUGGAGCGACGGCAGCAAUGUUUACAUCUCAGACUUCUUCUUUCCAGGAGUCCAUCGACGUAGAUGAUAAAGAUGCAGACUUCGACAGUGAAGAUCUGGCCGCAUAUGGACAGAAAAUACAGCAGAUGAACUGUUAUUAUUCUCUGUAUUUUUACCAAAGCGCGAGAUCUGAAUCUUCGGAGGAGAGUGUAUCCUGGAGCCAGAGGAGAGCCGACUCCACCACGAGCCAGGAGGACUUUAGUCUCACCCUAUUGGACAGCAGCCUGCCAUCAGAUGCGGAGCCUGAGCUGCGAAGCUACAUCUCACGCAGACUGAGUAAAGGAGCUCUGCUCGGUGGCAUGGGCAACAUCGCGACAGUGGAGCUGAGUCUUCCUGAGCAGGCAGUGGGGUGCUACUGCUGCUUCCUGGAGCAGGAGAAAUCUCCGGAACAGCCCGAGGCGAACGGUAACGGCUGGGUGGUUUGUCUUCUUGGAGGCUCUGAGAAAGGCCUCAACCUGUUCAGAAUCGAGCUGGACAAGUACGUGCAGGGUCUCCAGAGCAGCCUGACACCCGAAAUGCAGAAUCUGGAGUCGGCAGUCCGUCCUUAUCUGAGCCGCUGGUACGAGGAGUCCAUCAUGCACAUCCACCGAGUGGUGCAGCUGGUGCAGAGCAACAUCAACUUCCUGCUUCAUGCUGCUUUGAGUCACACUCAUGUGGAGGUGACAGGAGCAGAUGAGACGAUCAAGACUGACGUAGCAAGGUUCAUUAAAGCGGCGAGUCUUCAGGGUCUGGUGCAGGAGGAGCCAAACACCACAUCGCUGUGUAAAGCCAUUUCUGAGGCAUCGCACUCGGACCUGCUGAUCGAUUGCUCCAGCGGAGAGACGACUUUCACCAACGCAGUGACGAACCGGUUCUGUGAUGAGUGGAUCCAGGCGUUUGUGAACGCAGCUGAGCGUUUUAACCCGUUCCUCCUGCGCCAGAUCCUGGAGAACUUCAAGCUAAAGGCGAUCCAGGACAUGAACAACCUGAAGCGCUUUAUCCGUCAGGCAGAAAUGAGCCACUACGCUCUGUUCCGCUGCUGCCUUUUCCUGCAGAGCUGCGGGAACGGAGACGUGCUGCUGCAGAACGCUCGAGCUGAACACAGCGGCCUUCCCGAAGCCUGCAGCAUCAUCCGUGUGCUGGAGGAGUUCCUCAGCGAGCAGGCUGUGAUCACGGCACAGUGAAACGUGCGUCCAUGUCCGUUCCACUUUGCUGUCAUUGUGGGCUCAGGAAUUCGACUGGCACUCUGUGCGAAUACUGACAGUGCAGUGAGGCGGUGUGGCCUGCAGGGGGCAGCGUGGAAAUGAAAUGUGGACAAUCUGUGGACAUUCCUACUGUACAUUAUCGCUCUGAAUUCUUGACUGCAGUUUCAGGAUGAGUGUCAAGCAUCCAAUCAAAUAGUUUUGGUUUUAAAAAAUAUUAAGAGCAAAUGUGGUCUUAAUUUGGUCUUGUGUUGGCCGACACACGUCUCAUCGUACACACUAAUGAUUAUCUCGUCACCUUCUUCAAACACUAAUAAUGAAAAAUUGUAAAGCCAGUGAUCUUAAUUAUCCCAUCAUCCUGCUCACUAAUCACAAGCUCACAUCAGUGGGCUGUUAAAUAUUGUGUGUUGCGACUGUUUUAAUUGUGAAAUUUGUCAUCAUCAUCGCUACUGCACUGCUCUGUAUAAUGAAUUUAACCACAACACGGCCAGUGAACUGAUUUUUUUUUUUUGCAUUAAAUAACUGAUUUGAUUGCACUGAUUUGUUUUCCAUUGUGUUUAUUCUUCUUGAAUGAGACGCGGUGUUUCGGUGUGUUUGUGAUCCUGAAUGUGUCUGAGUGUACUGUGAAUAAAUACACCUGAAAAUA
Molecule: messenger RNA, 1898 nt
Organism: Neoarius graeffei (lesser salmon catfish)
Lineage: Eukaryota; Metazoa; Chordata; Actinopteri; Siluriformes; Ariidae
Gene: c20h17orf75
Product: chromosome 20 C17orf75 homolog
Exons: 10
Coding region: 50-1234 (394 amino acids)
Cellular component (GO): trans-Golgi network
Source: RefSeq, a predicted model, not a curated record